This is a messenger RNA of Penicillium taxi, 1728 nucleotides long. RefSeq lists its product as uncharacterized. Bases 1 to 1728 code for a protein of 575 amino acids. The record is from RefSeq and is a predicted model, not a curated record. The transcript has 2 exons. NCBI's taxonomy places the organism in Eukaryota, Fungi, Ascomycota, Eurotiomycetes, Eurotiales, Aspergillaceae.
AUGGUGUAUCGAGAACCCCAGGAUAUUCCAUACACAUUGAUUGAGAAUGUGGCAGCAUUCCUCUCAGAAUCUCUUUACGUGCAAGCGUUAAACAUCUUGAUCAGCACGGUUGCCUCCAGGACAUACGCGUCAGAAAAGGCAUAUAGGCCAACCCAGAAACAUCUCGCCCUCGCAGCCACCUUUCUCGUCCACCCAUCAACGACAACGAACGCCAAGUCCGCCGGGCACAAAGAAGCUUGCAAUGCUGCGCUGCAGCUCUUACGACUAACCAGUUGUCUCAUCAGUCCCAAGGAUGCCAACUUCAACCUCGCGUUCAACUUCGAGGCUUCCCAAAACGCAAGAGGUGGACGACAGCGGAGGGAUGACAGUCCCGUCCUUGAUCGUAAGAAAAAGAACGAAGUAUUCGAUCCUCAUGCUCUGAAGUAUGUGGAGCUCGCUGAUGCCGAGUCGUUAUGGACGUGUGCCGAUGAUUUCUGGCAUGCUGUAGGCUGGGCCUUUAACUGCUCCGUUCUUCAUCCUGAGAGAUGGGAGCACUGGAACAUAUGGCUCAAAUAUAUGUGCGAGGUGAUUCUAGAUGAUUGGAAACAACGUGAAGCGGAAUACGCAGAGGCCAAGGCAGCGAAAAAGAGCAUGUCGCCUGCAUCUCCUGAAGAGAACAUAAGAGGUAGAGGUGCUCGGAAGAAUGAAGAUGAAGACCUGGACAUCUUUCGGGGGAGUCUGAUAUUCCAGUACAUUUCGGCUGGUUCUUUGGCUGGACGAAACAGUCGGAUCAUCAAGUCUAUCUUUGCGGAUGGAAGUAGCAAUUCUGUCAACAUGUUCCGCCAAGUGUUUACUCAGGAACUCAAGCGUUCUGGAAAAUCACAGAGCAGGAAGAGAGUUCGUGAUGUCAAUAUCGACCGAGAGGAAUAUGGCGAUUACCUGAGCGAUGAUGAUUCCAAUGAAGAGGAAGAUGAAAUCCCCGAUACGAGCAACCCACAGGCCCGUGGCUCAUUGCCACCAAUGGGUGCUAACCGGCCAAAGCGUACAAGACGAGGAACAAGAUCAGACGCUAACUCGAUUAAAGAUCCGAAAACCAAAGACCAAGCCUCCUUGACAAACCACAGUGGCAGCGUUGCGAUGAUGGGCGGUCUUGAAUCGAUUUACUUGCGUAAAAUGCUUCUACACAUCCUAUCGCUUGUCUCCGAGCGGCUUCCCCAGGACUAUGUGUCUAUCUACGAUCUGUAUCCCAUGUUCGUUGACUACAUCCGCCCUCUCCCCCUUCCAGUGUUCCAAGCUUUCGUCAGCCCAACCGUGCUUCCAGUGUUCUCAUCAGAAGAACACACCACGUUCUGUGAGAUCUUGCUUUUCACCCUGCGCGAAAGUUCUGCCCCGGCGUCAAGCGAGGAAUACCUCAACCAAGAAAAGUUAGAGAAAUGUUUCCUUCCUUACACAGCAGCCAACGCCAAUCGUGUCAACAACGCAAAGGUGUCGAUACUUCUCGAGGCCCUGGUCAUCCUCCUAGCGAAGAAUGACAUGUUGGUCGUCACGCCUCUUUUCAGAAACGCCGUCGAAGAAGGAAUUCACCGGCGGGCUGACAGGGUGCAUGAUGAACGCCGUGGCGUGAAUGGCCGCCGUAACGCGAAUAGCCGAAACAAGGACUCAAUCGAAUGGUGCUGGCUUGUAGAGAGCGGUGAUAGAUUGAUGCUUAUGAUGGAUCUUUUGUCACUGAAAGAUGAGGAGUUGAAGUAA